This is a messenger RNA of Metopolophium dirhodum (rose-grain aphid), 4996 nucleotides long. RefSeq names its product protein diaphanous (gene dia). The record is from RefSeq and is a predicted model, not a curated record. Gene Ontology annotation, molecular function: actin binding; microtubule binding; small GTPase binding. Gene Ontology annotation, biological process: actin cytoskeleton organization; actin filament polymerization. The coding region runs from base 438 to 3707 and encodes 1089 amino acids. The transcript has 18 exons. Lineage: Eukaryota; Metazoa; Arthropoda; Insecta; Hemiptera; Aphididae. Gene Ontology annotation, cellular component: cytoplasm; actin filament.
AUCGACACAAUCGGUUGCAGUGAAUUUAUAGUGGUGGAACAGCAUACGUUCGAUCGGGGUACAAACAACGGGUCGUGGGAGAUCUUAUCUUUUUAGAAUGUCUUAUCUUACCCAGACCGUGGUACAAGCAGAUAAGUGAUAACGCUCAAGUUAUUUUAAUUGCUCGUAUUGUUGUUGUUUUUAACUUAGUUUUAAGUGUUUUAUUACGAUAAAAUAUUUUUUUUUAUAAUAUAUUUCAUACCAACUAAAAAGUUAUUUUGUGAGUUACGUAUACACAUCGAAAUGUCCAACCCGGUGCUAUUCCACUAGAUUCCAUCAUUUACUACGCUGUGACGAUUCCUGCAUUGUUUCAUUUACUGAUACAUAUUAUUAUGUAUAGUAGUAACAUUCAACAGGUUUUUAAAUGUUGAAAGUAAUUAAUAUUCAACAGAAUAAACAUGUCUCGCGGAGAAAAAACCAAGCCAACCACUGGUUUUCUAGAUACAUUAUUUGGACGACCAAAAAAAUAUGGGUCAGCGACAUCAUCACCCAUCGGUGGUGUCGGUGGCAAUGGUAUCUACAGCAGUGGAAGUACAUAUGGUGUUGGCAGCCGCUCUUUGCCCCGCAUAAACUCGGAUAAUGAUAUUUCAUCGGGUGGUCACAACGAUGCAGAUGAGUGUGAAAUGUUUGUUGAACAUUUAGAUGUAGAAGCACUCAAUGAUAAGUUUGAAGAAAUGCUGGAUGAUAUGAAUUUAACCGAAGAGAAAAAAACCCCAAUAAGAGAUCAAUCAGUUGUGAAUAAAAAAAAAAUGUUAAUGAUGCAUUAUAAAAAAUCAAGUAAUGAAGGAAAUAAAAAAACGUGUGACAAACCUACGGAGUAUAUCCAAUAUCUUUCUCAACCAGAUUUAAGUGCCAAUAAGACAUACAAUUGUGUAGUAUCCCUCCGCAUUGCCUUAACUAACCAUCCGUUAAGCUGGGUUAGUGAAUUUGGCACCGAAGGAUUGCGUCAAGUAUUAUCUGUACUCAAUGAAUGUUAUCGCAAUGAUGGGAAAAAUGCUCAGUUUGCUCGUAUACAGUAUGAAUGUAUCAGAUGCUUAAAAGCAAUCAUGAAUAGCACUGUUGGCUUAAAACAAAUGUUUGGACACAAAGAAGCAUUGACUGUUAUUGCUCGAUCGCUUGAUAUUAAUAAGCCUGCUGUUAUGCUGGAGGCAGUAAAAGUCUUAGCAGCUGUUAGCUUAAUACCUCCAAAUGGUCAUGAGAAAGCUCUUGAAGCCAUAACUAUGAGUGCUGAUAUUGAAAAUCGUUGUCGAUUCUUACCUAUAGUUCAGGGCCUGAAAACUAUAGGAAAUGAAGCUUUGAGAGUAGCUUGCUUGCAGUUUAUUAAUGCCAUUGUGUCCACGCCUGAAGAUUUAGAAUUUCGUGGUCAUUUACGAAAUGAAAUCAUGCGAGCUGGCAUGUAUGAUGUUAUUGAUAGCUUAGAAAAAGAUUGCAGUGAAGAUCUUAGUAGACAAUUAAACAUAUUUAAUGUACAUAAGGAAGAUGAUUAUGAAGAAUUAGUUCAAAGAUUUGAUAAUGUACGCAUGGAUUUUGAUGACGUAGGAGAUUGUUUUGAUGUCAUUAAAAACAUUGUGGCUGAUUCACCUGCUGAACCAUAUCUUUUAUCUAUACUUCAACAUUUUCUAUUUAUUAAAGAUGAUGUUUCUAUCAGGCCUGCUUUUUACAAACUCAUAGAAGAAUGUGUAUCACAAAUUGUUUUACAUCGCAAUGGCUGUGAUCCGGAUUUUCAUGCUACAAAGCGUUUUCAAUUAGAUGUACAACCAUUAAUUGACACUGUUGUUGAAAAAUCUAAAGCUGAAGAAGAUAGAAGAGUUGAAGAGUUAAAAGAUAAAUUAGAACACGCUGUAGCUACUCGCCAGGAAGCAGAAGCCAAAUUAAUUCAAGCUGAAACUACGAUAAAAGAGUUCAUGUCAAACUCAUCUAUGGAAAAUAAUGGGAAAUCAGGAUUAAAUAAAAAGCAAGAUGGAAAUACUGGUGGACCUCCUCCACCACCACCACCACCACCUCCACCACCUAUGUUUAUUGGUGGUAAUUUCCCACCUCCGCCUCCUAUGCCUGGUUCUGCUGGUCCACCUCCACCACCACCACCACCAAUGCCUGGAGGUGGUCCUCCUCCACCACCACCUUUUCCAAAUAUGAUGGGAAGUGGAAUACCUCGUCCACCACCUCCACUUGGUAAUUUAGGAGCUCAACUACCUCCUGGCCUUAAACCUAAGAAACUGUGGCAUGUGGAAGGUAUUAAACGAGCAAAUUGGAAGAGUAUAAUACCUCAAAAAGUAUCUGAUAAAUGUUUUUGGGCACGUGUUCAAGAAGAAGCGUUAGCAUCCAAUGAUAUAUUACAAGGGUUAUCUGAAAAGUUUUCUUCAAAACCAGCUCGAAAAAAACCAGAAGAUUCCACUGACAAGACUAUGACUUUAAAGAAAGUGAGAUGUUUAAAAGUAUUAGAACCAAAAGCUUCCCAAAAUCUUUCUAUUUUAUUGGGUGGCUCAUUAAAACAUUUGAGCUAUGCUGAUGUGAAACGUGGUGUUCUUAAAUGUGAUGAUGUAGUACUAAAAGGCAAUGUACUGGAUCAACUAAUCAACUAUUUACCACCACCAGAUCAAUUAAAAAAACUAAGAGAUUUAGAAUGCCCUUAUGAGGAUCUUGUAGAAGCAGAACAAUUCGCUGUAACUAUGGGAGAAAUUAAAAGACUGCUACCUAGGCUAAAAUCUUUAAGUUAUCGACAACACCAUCCUGAGAUGGUACAAGAUAUUAAGCCAGCCAUUGUGGCAGGUACAGCAGCUUGUGAAGAAGUUAAAAGUGGUGUUAAAUUUAACAAAAUGUUGGAGCUUGUUUUAUUAUUGGGAAAUUAUAUGAAUAGUGGUUCACGAAAUGGACAAGCUUAUGGUUUUGAGAUAAGUUUUUUGCCAAAACUCACUGCAAUAAAAGAUGUAGAAAAUAAAUCAACUCUUCUUCAUUAUCUUGUUGAUAUAGUUGAAAAAAACUAUCCGGACUUAAUUACAUUUGGUGAUGAGCUAACACACUGUGAUAGAGCUGCAAGAGUAUCGAUUGAUGUUAUACAAAAAACAUUGCGUAUUAUGGAUACGAGCUUACGUAACCUCGAUGUAGAUCUUACUAAUAAUUGUAGUAAACAACAAUGUGGCGAAGAUGAUUUAUUUUCAGAAAUUAUGACUCCAUUUGCAAAAGAAGCAAAGUCACAAUUUGAAUUGUUACAAAAUAUGUGUAAGAAAAUGGAAGCUUUAUAUGAUGAUUUAGCUGAAUAUUAUGUGUUUGACAAGUCAAAAUAUACCUUGGAAGAAUUUUUCACCGACCUUAAAGCAUUUAAAGAUAGUUUCUAUGAAGCUCAAAGAGAAAAUCAUAAACGAAGAGAAGCAGAAGAAAAAAGUCGUCGUGCUCGAGAUGCUCGUGACAAAGCGGAGAAAGAAAAAAAGGAACGUGCAGCACGUAAAAAAGCCCUAAUUGAUAUGAAUGCAGAUCAUACACAAGAAGGUGUAAUGGAUAGUUUAUUUGAGGCAUUGCAAACAGGAUCUGCUUUUAGUCGUGAUCAAAGACGUCGAAGACCAGGUGGCACGAGUACCGCAGAUGAUAAAAGAGCUCCAUUGUUAUAUCGCAGUCGAUCAAGGACGGCUUUUACAGAGCGAGAUUUACCAACUACACGAGUUCAACAUUAACAACGCUCAUUGCAACUCCUUAUAGAUGAAAAUCGGUGCAAGUUUUACAUUCUUUUCUUCUAUAAUGAACUAUUCAACUGUGUUUUAUAUUCAUUCAAAUGAAAUAUUUGAUAUUUUCAUCAACACCAUUUUAUUUAUGAUAAAUUGAUUAUUUAAAAAUAACUUAGGACAAAACAUGUAUUAAUAUAAUAUGUUAAUAGUAAAAGAGGCAUAUUGAGUAUGAACAAUUUGUACAUAAUUCAUAUACAAAUUUGUUAGCUUUAAAUAAUAUUAUAGUCUAAAGGAACUUAAUUGUAUUAAUAAUAUCCUAUUUUUUAAUUAAAAUAUGUUAAUUAGUAGAACUAUUAUUUUUUAUUAUUUACUCAAAUCAUUCUUACUAAACUAAUAGUAAAACAAAACUUUUCAACCCAAGUAGUAAAUUGUAAAUUAAUUUUAUACUAGAAUUGAUUCAAUUAUUUUAUUAUUUAUUAGUAACAUUUUAUUAUUUUAGUGAAAUUUUAAUUUUUAAUACCUGUUUUACCGUUGAAUCUUAAAAAUUUUAUUUUUGUUCAAAAAAGUAAGGAUAUUAUAUUUAAUAUGUUUAAUGCAUUGUUUUUUAAUUGCCUCUUCUACUAUUGUAGUUGUUCAUCAUUAAGCAUAAUUUUUUUUAUUUAUAUAUAUAUAUUAUAUAAUAUAAAUAAGAAGUUGACUAACAAGCUGUGUUAUUGAGAUCAUAUUUUAAUGACAUCUUAUAUACCUUAUGAUACUAAUAAAAAAUCAAAUAAUUUUUCAAACCUGUGAUACUUAUGACAUUUAAGAUAAAUUAGUUUGAAUUAACAAUUUUAUGUAACAAAUUUUUUAAAAUAUCCAAUUUUUUAAGAUAAUUAAACAAUUAUAAUAAAAUAUUGAAAUAACGUUGAUAAAAUAAUGAGACUGUCCCGUAUAUUGUUGCUCAUUUAUGUAGAUUAAAUAAACAAAAAAUUUUACUAUUAUGUAAGUAUAUUUGCGAAUUAUACAACAUCUUAAUUAUAUACCUUUAUUUCAAUACCUAUCAUGUGAAUUAUUUACAAGUCAAUGGAAAUAAUUUAGUAUUUUUUUUUUCAAACUACUGUUGAGUUGUAUAAAAGUUCUAUUAUUUCUUAAUUCUUAUGGUAUUGUUAUUUAUAUUCUUGUAUCUUGAAUGUUUCUAUUUUUAAUGCAAGUGUCAUCAGAUGUAAAAAUCAAAAUUUUUUAAAUCUCUAAUGCUUAUAUUUUUUGAUUUUAGACUUUUGUAUAAUAACUUAAACUAGAAUAUCAACGCAACUGUUAUA